GCUGCGCUCAGUCGCACGUCAGCGUUGAUGGCAACAGGGCUGGCGGUAUUCAUCGAGGACUCCGCAUCGGGCUAACUGCGCAGCGGGAAGCAAGGAUAACGCAGCUGUUAAUUAUAGGGAUUAUUGAUUGGCAACAUGGCCUGCCGCACAUCGUUCCUCAAAACCAUUCUCAUCAUACUCAAUGUGCUGCUUUCGCUGAUUGGCGUGACUCUGAUUGCCCUGUCCGUGUUCGAGUUGAACAGCUCCACGCCGGGCACCUUCGAGCACAUCGCCAUCGUUGUCCAGAUCUUCGUGGGCACCUUUGUCGUGUUGACCUCGUUUCUGGGCUGCUUCGCCUCGGCUCGGAUUUCCCUCGGACUCGUUUGGAGCUAUGUGAUCUGCCUGCUCAUCCUGCUGUGCCUGCAGAUCUACAUCAUUGCGGCAGCCCACUCCACGGACUAUGUGGAGCGGUCGAAGAGGGACUUCCUCGCCAUCUGGUCUGAUCCGAGGGCAAAUGUAGAACGCAUAUCAUUUAUUCAGCAAAAGUACUCGUGCUGCGGCGAGUUGGGCUCUCACGAUUACAUUCUGAUGGGCCGGGGAAUACCCAGUACCUGCUACAAAGCGUUCCUGCGGCACGGUGACUUCCUCUUCACCGAGGGCUGUCUGCGGGCCGUGCAGGCCCAUGCCACCGACAACGUGGUCAUCGGACUCAUCAUCAAAUGGCUGCUGCUGCUGGUGGAGUUCGCCGCCCUGGGAGCCGCCACUCACUUGGGCAUCACGGUGCGCAAUAAAUUGCGGCGCGAGAGAUUCUAACAGGUCCCCUACGAACCACCGAAAUCGGUUGUUGUUGGCAACACAUAUGCCAAUACGUAUGGAUUUUUAUAGCAGCUUAAGAUGAUCUGGAGGCACCUAAAAAGUAGAAUAAAAAUAAACCGAAAUCAAAAUA
This is a messenger RNA of Drosophila gunungcola (fruit fly), 925 nucleotides long. RefSeq names its product protein late bloomer. The coding region runs from base 136 to 792 and encodes 218 amino acids. Gene Ontology annotation, cellular component: membrane. The transcript has 5 exons. Lineage: Eukaryota; Metazoa; Arthropoda; Insecta; Diptera; Drosophilidae. The record is from RefSeq and is a predicted model, not a curated record.